Messenger RNA from Penicillium paradoxum, 618 nucleotides. RefSeq lists its product as uncharacterized. NCBI's taxonomy places the organism in Eukaryota, Fungi, Ascomycota, Eurotiomycetes, Eurotiales, Aspergillaceae. The transcript has a single exon. The record is from RefSeq and is a predicted model, not a curated record. Bases 1 to 618 code for a protein of 205 amino acids.
AUGAAGACACGUUCACAGGCACGAGCCGAACAGCCCGCCCAACCACCAAAGGAAGCCGCCUACGCCCAGUCCUCGAAUCCAGUCUCGCACACUCCACAAGAGCAACGAGCGCCGGGCGAACCGGGCAGACUUUACGGUGACCCAAUUGGAUCAAUUACCCGCACGGCACAGUCAAAUCCAUCCAGCGACGAAGCACGAGCUCGUCUGAGCGCACAGCACAAGCAACAUGAACAGGAAAUGCAGAAUGCACCCGACGUCGAUUUAGAUUACGGCGUUGAGCAGCAGCCGGCCGAGGGGUAUAUUGCGGAUACGGUUCAGCGGAAGGGAAUGGGUAUCCAGCGUGCGCAGGCCGGUGCCCAUGCGGGUCCGGUUGGGAGUGCUGGUGGGCCUGGACAUCCCGGUUUCGGAGAGGCGGACGAUCUUGCCGCAAAGUUGCCGCAGAAAAGAGUUGAGCAUGAUCGGGUGCUUGGGGAUAGGGUUGGAAAGAGUCCUGCUGAGCCUGAUGCGGAGGUUGCGGAAAGGGAGGCUGUUCGAAGACGGGUAUUGGAGCGGGAUGAGCAUUUGGAUGUGGGAGAGGUGGUUAGAGAGGUUACGGGCGAUCCGGUGGCGGGUAAAUAG